AUGGUCACGACCGCAUCCCCAACAGUUCCCCUGCCUCCAGGUGUCGGACCCCCAAUUAUCCGCACCAGCUCGCCACCGCGAAAACAAAUCCCCACCACCACCACCACCGCCCCCUUUGCCGCUCCCAACCAUGCCGUUGCUCCCCCCACAGUCACAGGUCGGCGUAACCCGGAACCCAUCCAGCCCCCAAGUCUGACGCACCGCCGGCGCGUAGACCCCGUGUCGUCGAGCGAUGGCGCCGUUCGCGCGCGUAUGGCCACCGGACCAAAUACCCACAAUCAGCCGGGGUGGCGACAGGGAAAGCCGCUCUUCGAGUGGAUCACACGAAAGCUUGGCGCGCGCCGCGGCUCUGAUGCGGCAGUCGAGAGGCCUUCCGUGCCACACUACGUGCCAAAGUCGCACCGCCGCCCCGAAGGCGGACGGCUGCACUAUCGUCGCGCAGAACGCAACCUGUCGCCAGGUGACGCGAGCAUCAACCGCAACAGUGUGGAUACGAACCGUCCCGAAAGCAUGUCGUUGCGCAGCCACAGUUUCAGUGCGAGCCAGACGCCAAGCGAGCGACGCCGCGAAGCCAACAACCCCUACCCAUCCAUCCCUGUGCCAAUGCUCCGACGGAGCUACCCCGCUUCGACGAUCGACUCGGGCUCCCGUCCUCCCUCGUUGAGUGUGUUCAGCCGCAGUCGCACACCAUCGAUCGCGUCACUGAGCGAUCUAGCAACUCGUGGGCGAGGCCUCAGCAUUACCGAAUCGCUUACUGGUCGCGCGGACGAGGAUGCCAGCCUCCGGCCCAUUCCGCCUUCCCCGACAUCCAUGUCUGUGACAUCACGCUCAGGGUCGGUCCCACUGUGGCGAUGUGACUCUGCUUCGGCACCUCGCCGUGUGCGCACGACGUCUCCACCACCCAUAUCCGGGCGCCGGGACACGAAUGCCUCGAGCAUCGGUGCGUCGUACACGAGCGAAGACUACACCCAGAGUCGGCAGAACUCGUUGGCGAGCACCAAGCCGACGACGGUCAUGAGCUUUGAGAGCGGAUCGCCGGCCCACAUUGCGGUCGCACCGAGCCUCAGCUCAUCGCCGCCUGUCCAGAGAACGAUGAGCUCACCAACGACAACGGGCACGUCACUGGGCCACCUUCCCUCGCCGAUCUCGUCGACGUUUGUGCCGCCCGACGAGCUUUCUGUGCGUGUGCCGCUGCACUCGCGCUACCACCCGCGCAAUAACCCGCACCCGUCAGCCGUACCGCGGGCCGACGCGUCGAUCGUCACACUGGCGUCUUCCACCUUUGGCCUCGCCCCCAGCCCGGCGGAUAGAACCGCGGUGCGCCCGGGAUCGCUGCGCCUGCGUGAUGCGGCCUCGCCGUCGUCCUACCUCGCGCCGCAUGUCACGUCGCCGACGGUAGCCUUCGCUGAUCGCCCGGGGAGCGUGCAUGACGGCGUGUCGACGCACGCGCUGUCGCUGUCAGUUCGCACGCGGGGUUAUGGGCGCGCUGACGACGACGCGAGUAUGCGCGCCGUCCGCCGCCGCGGGAGCUGGGAGAGCGGCGAGAGCCGCUGGUCGUGGCGUCCCGGACCAGCCGACGCGUCAAUGAUCCACGCACUGAACCGGCGCUCCGAGUUGCUCAACGAAGGCGAGGACGGGCUCACGUCGCCCGGCCGAUCGUCGGUGUACGCCAGAGACCGCGAUUCGUACCGCACGGCGCUGACGUGGGCUGCGGAUACCGACGAAGGGGAGAGUGGGCCGGGAUUGAGCGAGACGGGACUGCUCCACCGCCCCGUCAGUGUCAAGGUAUAA
Cutaneotrichosporon cavernicola is the source of this 1791-nucleotide messenger RNA. RefSeq lists its product as uncharacterized. The record is from RefSeq and is a predicted model, not a curated record. The transcript has a single exon. The coding region runs from base 1 to 1791 and encodes 596 amino acids. Lineage: Eukaryota; Fungi; Basidiomycota; Tremellomycetes; Trichosporonales; Trichosporonaceae.